Molecule: messenger RNA, 492 nt
Organism: Notothenia coriiceps (black rockcod)
Lineage: Eukaryota; Metazoa; Chordata; Actinopteri; Perciformes; Nototheniidae
Product: DNA polymerase alpha catalytic subunit-like
Exons: 5
Biological process (GO): mitotic DNA replication initiation; leading strand elongation; lagging strand elongation
Cellular component (GO): alpha DNA polymerase:primase complex
Molecular function (GO): chromatin binding; nucleotide binding; DNA-directed DNA polymerase activity
Source: RefSeq, a predicted model, not a curated record
GGGGAGGGAGAAGAAGGAGGGGAUGGGGGGAAAGGGAAGAGGAAGAAGAAGGCAGCGUAUGCCGGAGGUCUGGUGCUGGAUCCUAAAGUUGGUUUCUACGACAAGUUUGUUCUGCUGCUGGACUUCAACAGUCUGUACCCCUCCAUCAUCCAGGAGUUCAACAUCUGCUUCACCACCGUGCAGAGGGAGGCGUACAACGCAAAGAAGAAGAACAACGAGGAGGACGGGUCGGAUGACAUUCCCGAAGUUCCCGAUCAGAGCCUGGAGAUGGGAAUCCUGCCCAAAGAAAUCAGGAAGCUGGUGGAGCGACGAAAACAAGUCAAACAGCUGAUGAAGCAGCAGGACCUCAACUCUGACCUCUACAUGCAGUAUGAUAUCCGUCAGAAGGCUCUGAAGCUAACGGCUAACAGCAUGUACGGCUGCCUGGGCUUCAGCUUCAGCCGCUUCUACGCCAAACCCCUCGCCGCCCUCGUCACACACAAGGGGAGAGAG